Scheffersomyces coipomensis is the source of this 1564-nucleotide messenger RNA. Its product is annotated as alkene reductase. The coding region runs from base 180 to 1409 and encodes 409 amino acids. NCBI's taxonomy places the organism in Eukaryota, Fungi, Ascomycota, Pichiomycetes, Serinales, Debaryomycetaceae. Gene Ontology annotation, molecular function: FMN binding; NADPH dehydrogenase activity. The record is from RefSeq and is a predicted model, not a curated record. The transcript has a single exon.
AUUAUGAUGAUUCAAUAGUGGCUUUUCAUUUUAGUGUCGCAACUUUUUUGAAUUUUGUGUAGCCGUCAAUUAGUAAGCCCUUAAACUUUAUCAAAAGCAUAAACAUAUAUAUAUAGUCAGCUUCAUUACUUCUAAGACAGGUUUCUGUAGUGGAAAAAAUUUAAAGGAAAUAGGUAGAAAUGACUGUCCCAAAAUCAUUGAAGGAUACUAAAUUAUUCCAACCAAUCAAGGUUGGUAAGAACGAAUUAAAUCACAGAGUGGUGUUUGCUCCAACCACAAGAUAUCGUGCUCUUGACGAUCAUACUCCAUCCGAUUUGGAAUUACAAUAUUAUGGUGAUAGAUCCCAAUAUCCAGGUUCUUUAAUUACCACAGAAGCUACCUUUAGUGCCGAACAAGGUGGUUUAUUUUCUAAUGUACCAGGUAUUUACACCGAGAAGCACGUUGAAGGUUGGAAGAAAAUUAACGAAAAGAUCCAUGCUAAUAAAUCAUUUUCUUCUAUUCAAUUAUGGUAUUUAGGUAGAGUUGGAAAUCCUAAAUUACUUAAAGAAGCAGGUUUACCUUUCAUUGCACCAUCUCCUGUUUAUGUCACUGACGAAUCUAAAAAGUUAGCCGAGGAAGUUGGAAAUCCAUUAAGAUCAUUAACUGAAGAAGAAAUUCAAGAUAUCAUCCAUGUUCAAUAUCCAAAGGCUGCCAUAAAUGCUCUUGCUGCUGGAUUUGACUAUAUCGAAAUACAUAGUGCUCAUGGAUACCUUUUAGAUCAAUUUUUACAACCAUCUACAAACCAAAGAUCUGAUAAGUAUGGAGGUUCGAUCGAAAAUAGAGCUAGAAUAGUGCUCGAAAUAAUCGAUGUCUUACUUCCUAUUGUUGGAGCAGAUAGAUUAGCAAUUAGACUUUCACCAUGGGCCAAAUUCCAAAACAUGAAAGCGGAAGAAGAUGUGGUUCAUCCAAUUACUACUUUCAGUUAUGUCAUUAAUGAAUUGCAAAAGAGAGCUGAUGUAGGUAAUCAAUUGGCUUAUAUUUCUCUUGUUGAACCUCGUGUUCAAGCUAGUUAUGAUGUUGAAAAGGAAAACCAGGUUGGUGAUAAUGCAUUUGCAUCAUCAAUCUGGAAAGGAAACUUCAUCAAGGCUGGAAACUACACCUAUGAUGCUCCUGAAUUUUCAACGUUAUUGAAUGACAUUGAAGAUAACCGUACCUUAGUAGGGUUCUCCCGAUACUAUGUAUCGAAUCCAGAUUUAGUUAGAAGAUUGAGAGAUGGUUUAGAAUUGACCCCAUAUGUUAGAGCCACGUUCUACACCCAUGAUAAUUGGGGCUAUAACACUUGGAAUUCGUAUGACGAAAAUAAAGAGUUUAUUGAGGCUGAAGAAGUUAAAGUGGUGGCAAAACCAAUUAAAGGUGCUUAUGCUAUUUAGAGAUAUAUAAUCAUCUAUAGAAUAUACGCGUAUUUAUCAUCAAGCCGCUUUUAACAGAUCAGAUAACUUAAGCCUAAUUUAUAAUCAGAAAUAUUUAUAAUCAGAAUGACUGCAAAUUAUUGUCGCACCACAAAUGACGGGUUUAAAGCCAGCCA